UGAGGGUUGGGGGGGCCGCUGGCUUUUGGAGCGCAGUGUUGUUUUGGAAGAAGUUCCGGAAAGGAGGCCGCCGCUUGAGGUCCAAGAGCCACCGGCCUGCGCACGUUUGGGGCAGCUCCGGGCUCGACUCGACGUUGCCACUGUAGGUUUCCUCUGCCCCCGUUCCUCCUCGAGGAACCGCCUCGUAUCUCCGCCAUGGCAUCCACCUCGAGCAACCUCCAGAAAGCGAUAGAUCUUGCUAGCAAAGCAGCCCAGGAAGACAAAGCUGGGAACUACGAGGAAGCCCUUCAACUCUACCAACACGCUGUACAGUAUUUUCUCCAUGUAGUUAAAUAUGAAGCACAGGGUGAUAAAGCCAAGCAAAGUAUCAGGGCAAAGUGUACAGAGUAUCUUGAUAGAGCAGAAAAACUGAAGGAGUACCUGAAGAAGAAGGAGAAAAAACCACAGAAGCCAGUGAAAGAGGGACAGCCAAGUCCAGCUGAUGAGAAGGGGAAUGACAGUGAUGGGGAAGGAGAAUCUGAUGAUCCUGAAAAAAAGAAACUACAGAGUCAACUUCAAGGCGCCAUUGUUAUAGAGCGACCAAAUGUGAAAUGGAGCGAUGUUGCCGGUCUCGAAGGAGCCAAAGAAGCACUGAAAGAGGCUGUGAUAUUGCCUAUUAAAUUUCCUCAUCUCUUUACGGGCAAGAGAACACCUUGGAGGGGAAUCCUGUUAUUUGGGCCACCUGGAACAGGAAAAUCCUAUUUGGCCAAAGCUGUAGCAACAGAAGCAAACAACUCAACAUUUUUCUCAAUAUCUUCCUCUGACCUUGUUUCUAAGUGGCUAGGUGAAAGUGAAAAGCAAGUUAAGUACUUAUUCCAACUUGCCAGAGAGAGUAAACCUUCCAUUAUCUUCAUUGAUGAAAUUGAUUCUCUGUGUGGUUCAAGAAGUGAAAAUGAAAGUGAAGCUGCACGUAGAAUUAAGACAGAGUUCCUAGUUCAAAUGCAAGGGGUUGGUGUGGACAAUGAUGGAAUUUUGGUUCUGGGAGCUACAAAUAUACCCUGGGUUCUGGAUUCUGCCAUUAGGCGAAGAUUUGAGAAACGAAUUUAUAUUCCUUUGCCUGAGGCCCAUGCCCGAGCAGCAAUGUUUAAACUGCACUUGGGGACCACUCAGAACAGUCUAACAGAAGCAGAUGUCCGGGAACUUGGGAAGAAAACUGAAGGCUAUUCAGGGGCAGACAUAAGUGUCAUUGUACGUGAUGCACUUAUGCAGCCAGUUAGGAAAGUACAGUCAGCUACUCAUUUUAAAAAGGUUUGCGGACCUUCACAAGCUGAUCCUAACAACAUAGUAGAUGAUCUGCUAACGCCCUGUUCUCCAGGUGAUCCUGGUGCCAUUGAGAUGACGUGGAUGGAUGUCCCUGGGGAUAAACUUUUGGAGCCAGUUGUUUGCAUGUCGGAUAUGUUACGGUCACUAUCUAGCACAAAGCCCACAGUCAAUGAGCACGACUUGUUGAAAUUAAAGAAGUUUACAGAAGAUUUUGGCCAAGAAGGCUAGACCAAAGACAACAAGGAAGACGUUUACCAUGUGUGUUCUCUCUUUCAUAGGUAUUUUUGCCUUUCUAGGAUGGCAGUCAGAUUAUUUCCGGUAAAACCCUUUUACUGCAGGAAAAUAGAGAUCUCACUUCAGCAUUCAUUUAAGUUUUAUAUGUACUUUUGCUCCAUUACCAAUUAAAUCCUCCUGUUAACAAAAAUUAUAAAAUAAUGGGUUAUAAGCAAAUGAGUGACAUAAAUAGCAAAAACAUAGAAAUUACCUAGUAAAAAGAAGAUUAAAAUUGAUUGAGAUACAAAUAUUUUAAAUUGUUAUAAAUAGUGGUCUUUGCAAAGAGCAUUCAUUUUUUUUUUAACUAAAAUGAAGUGGGGCUUAUUUCAUAUUUUGAAAAAAAACUUAAGCAUCAUUCUUGUCAAUGUAAAAUUUAUUUACUUUAUUACAAAAAUUAAAAAUGAUUUACUCUCAGGGAUGGGCAGUAAAACAGCAAAGAGCACUGAUUGGGUUUGAAAGGUUUUGAAUUGUGUUCUAGCCAAGGCUUUUAGUGGUUUUUUGAUAGGUUGACUUUUUUCUCCAUGUAGAUUUAAAUAAUUUCUGUAAAAGCAGCAAGCUUUUUUAUAUUUAACUAAGUAAUACCUUUUACUGUGCAAUCUCAAGAGAAAGACUCUCUAAAUUAGGCAUUGUCUCUACCUUGAAGAAGAAAAUUGUCUAUUUCAGUGUCUUUUUGUAGCAAGAUUGACCAAAACAGGGGGUUAAUAAAUGUGUACCUUUUAAAUAAUUCUGCCAUGGAAUACUGUAAUGGGAACCUUUGCUAAAAGGAACAGCCUCCCUUUGGAUUAUGGGAAGUUUCUUGUGUGUGAUGGGGGCGGUGUGUGUGUACAUAAAUAUAAAUUUUUUUUAAUAUAGGUUAGCUAGAGUCUUGUCUUUUACCUUUUAAGUUCAGGGAACAGCUCGUCCUGGCCACACGUAUGUUAUCAGUGUAAUGUUUCAUGAAGCUUUAGAAAUGAGCUGAUGUCUCCUUAAAUAAUAAAAUACAAACAUGAUAUUGUAUUAUUUUAAUAUCUUCAAAUAAAUAAUCUGAGGGUGUGUGUUACAUACUUGAGCACCAACACUAAGUUGUGCCUUGUACAUUUGCAUUGGCUCUACAUGCAAAGGGUUAUUAAGUCAGCUAGAAUGAGGUAGAUUCCUUAAUAUACUAUAAAGUUCUGCCUUGAAAAUGCUAUAGGAUAACUUGCAUUUUAAAGUAUAUUUGCACAUUUUACAUAUUGUGCUAUAUGGUUGCCUUUGGGUUUUCUGUACAGGUUGUUUUCAUUGAUAUUAAACGGAAGUCGUAGGCCUGAAAUGUGCUGUUCUUACGUGAAGUAAAUUGAUACAACCUACUAUUGGCUAUAUUCUGUGUGUGCUUCUUUAUUUUGGGAUCUUCUGUAUAGGAGAAAAUAUUAUCUAAAUUGAUUAGAUACAAAGAAAUCAUUAAAAAUUAUUAAUUAAGCAUGUAUGCAUGAAAAUUCUAUUUUUCAGUAACUACUGUGUGAGAGUUGGGAAUUAACUUGGCACACCAACACUGAGUUCUUUGCGGACGUCUUACAAGACAUUUUACUUUAUCCACCUCAGAAUCAUACGGUAUUGCUAUUAAUCAUAUCAUUAGGAUAAUUAACAUAACUAUAUUAGUAUAACUAAUAGCUGAAAUCCAGAUGUUUUUGUGAAUCCAAAAUUUGUUUUGAGGAAGUAUUUUACUUAAAUUGGCCAAGUAGUGUGUAAGUCCAGUGUUGAUGAUGAGUGGAUACUUUAUCACUCAGUUCUUACACGUGCUCUGAGAACCGUGCCUCAGUGUCCAUGUCACUUCUAGCCAUAGCUCCAUUUUCCACAUUUCUGCUUUUAAAACUGUUUCUAGAAUCUAAUAAUUUUAGACUUAUUUUAGAAUGGUAGAACAUAGGUCAUUUCCAUGUGUUCUUUAUGGGCAGAUAAAUACUCAAGAGGAAACAAUGUUCGGGCUCUGUCUGGACCUUGGCCAUUCUGAUUUUGGGUAGAUGUUUUCUGAGCCGCCAAGUAAACCCUACUUGAGCAACUCUAUGAGCUAGCUAUUCCCUGGAUGUUUAGGAACACUUUUUGAUCUCAGUCUGAAAACUCUAUAGAGACCUUAAUUAUAAAAGUAUUUCAGUAGAAAAUUGGUUUUUGAGCUUACUGUCAUCAACAUGCAGAAAGCCAGAAUGAGAGUAUUUGAUUACUAAUGUGAAGUAUCAUUUAGCCACUUGCAGCUGCACAGGUGGGAAAUGGAGGCACACCUCCCCAGCAGAGUGCUGGGAAUGUCGCCCAGCUUCGUGAGCUCCCACAGGUACCGGGUGCUCUCCUGCCUCCUUUCUUCUUUCCUCUGCUAGUCCAAAUCCCGUGAUUUCCAUUAAGACCUAGCUCAUGACCCAUCUAAUCUCUUCCAGGAAGAAUUCCUAGACUACCCCAUCCAACCUUUGGAUUUCUUUAGCACCGAGUUGUGACUAUCUUAAGAUGUUUCUCCAAGUGUCAAGCACACUCUGUUAAUUUUGUUUAGAUCGUUUAGAUUGUAAGCUCUUCAAAGAGUUAUGUUUUUUCCUUUGCAUUACCAUAGUUCUAGACACUGUUUAUUAGGUACUUAAUAAAGACUUGAAAAAAUUAAGGGAGUUAUAUCCAUAUUUUAUCUACUUCCUAGAUUGUCUGUGAGACUUUUAAUAAAAUAGGUAAUUUGAAGUUGCUUUGUUCCUGCUGGUCUAGUGAAGUUGUACAUUUUCGUCCCUGGGAGCUGAAACCAGAGGUGUACCAGAGCUGGCUCAUACCGGCUCACAAGAACCAUGUUUACACAUUGCUGCCCGCCUCUGCAGCCACCUCAUUGGUAGCUUGAAACCUGCCAUGGUGGAAGUGACUUACACCACGGAAACCAGCAAGUUUCCGUUUACAUGCUGCAAUGCAAAGCAAGGACUGUAGCUUAGAAUUGAAAAAUUAAUAUUUACCACAUUUGCAGGAAUAAAGGGACAAAGUUAUCUUCAUAGAGUCAUAAAAAGCAUUUAAUAAAAUCCAGCACCCGUUUGUGAUUUUUUUUUUUAACUCAAACUAGGAAUUGAAGAGAGCUUCCGAAUUUAAUAAAGAGCAUCCACUAAAGAAACAAAAAAAUUCUAACAAACAUCAUACUUAAUUGUGAAUUAUUGAAAACUUUAACUCCCCAGAGAUCAGGAAGAAGACAAAGGUGCCUGCUGUCACCACUCCUUUUCAGUUUUGUGCAGGAGAUUCUAGCCAGUGUUAAAAAGGAAGAAACAAAAUUGUUAUUCCCAGGUGACAUGAUUGUGUAUGUAGAAAAUCCAAAUUAAUAAACUUAGAAAAAGAAUCUGAAUUUAAGAAGAUUACAGGAUACAGGCUAAUACAUAAAAAUAAUUGUAUUUUUAUAUUCUAGCAACAAUUAGAAAUUGAAAUUAAAACAGUACUGAUUAAAAAAUAAAAAUCCUGAUUGCAGUAACAUCAGAAAGCAUCAGAUACCUUCAAAUAAAUCUGAAAGAUGUGUAAGACCUCAGCAUAGAAAAUUAUGAAACAUUACCACAAGAAACUAAAGAAGACCUGAAUAAAUGGAGUGGUGGGACCCAUUCAUGAGUUGGAAGACUCUUAUGAAAAAUAUCAUUUCUGGGACUUCCCUGGUAGUCCAGUGGUUAAGACUCCGUGUUUCCACUGCCAGGGGUCUGGGUUCAGUCCCUGGUUGGGGAACUAAGGUCCCACAGGCCAUAAAUAAAUAAUUUUUAAAAUAUAUAUAUAUCAUUUCUAACCAAAUUGAUUCUAGAUUUAAUGCAAUCCCAAACCCACAUCUGGGUGAUACAGAUAUAUGUAUGUAUAUAUGUAUGUCUCUGGAAACAAAAAUAGGUGCUUAAUAAACAGAUUAUUGAUGAUUGAAAAGAAAUCUUUUAUAGUGUGAAUUCGUUUUUUAUAACAGUAUAUUUCUCCCAGCUGUAUCUUUCUGUACAUUCAUCAUAACCAUUCAUCCAGAUAUCUGUACAUAUACAUAGAAAGAUAUCUGGAAUUACAUUCACCUUACGUUCAUUAUGUUAUUUAUGGGUAGUGAGAUUUGGCUUGAUUUUUUUCCUUUCUUCACCUCUUUCAGGUCCUUUAAGUUUAUUUUCAGAUUCCACUGAGACCUUCCCUGGUCAUCCUACUUAAAGUGGCAAUUCGUCGUGACCCUCCUUGUACCCCAAUCCCUGCUUUAUUUUCCUCUGUAGCACUUAUCAUCGUCCAACAUACUAUAUAAUUUACUACUUUUCUUAUUUGUAAUUUUUCCUCCUAACAUGUAUAUUCCAUGAAAGCUGGGAUUUUCUUGUCUAUUUUAUUGUCUCCUGUACCUUCAGUGUCUAGAACAGUAUUGGUGCCUGAUGGGUGCUCAAUAAAUAUUUAUUGAGUGAA
Molecule: messenger RNA, 5928 nt
Organism: Lagenorhynchus albirostris (white-beaked dolphin)
Lineage: Eukaryota; Metazoa; Chordata; Mammalia; Artiodactyla; Delphinidae
Gene: VPS4B
Product: vacuolar protein sorting 4 homolog B
Exons: 11
Coding region: 196-1530 (444 amino acids)
Biological process (GO): vacuole organization; endosomal transport
Molecular function (GO): ATP binding; ATP hydrolysis activity
Source: RefSeq, a predicted model, not a curated record